Molecule: messenger RNA, 1780 nt
Organism: Nyctereutes procyonoides (raccoon dog)
Lineage: Eukaryota; Metazoa; Chordata; Mammalia; Carnivora; Canidae
Gene: DPP7
Product: dipeptidyl peptidase 7
Exons: 13
Coding region: 16-1638 (540 amino acids)
Biological process (GO): proteolysis
Cellular component (GO): vesicle
Molecular function (GO): dipeptidyl-peptidase activity; serine-type exopeptidase activity
Source: RefSeq, a predicted model, not a curated record
UGCGUCCCCGUCCCUAUGGCGACAGUCUCCGUGGCGACCCAGUGGGUGCAGGAACCUUGGGGCCCGGAAGGAAGGCCCUGCCCAGACUGUCACGUGAGGGUGGCCCGCCCAUCAUGUGACUGCACCCCACGGCCGCGAGCGGAGAUGGGCGCCCAGGCCCGGCCAACCCUGCCCAGGGCCCUGACCCUGCUGCUGGUGCUGGCGCUGCACAGCCUGGAGACCGGGGCCCACAGGGUUGUGGAGAGCCACUUUUGGGAGGGCUACUUUGAGCAGCUUCUGGACCAUUUCAACUUCGAGAGGUUUGGCAACAAGACCUUCCUGCAGCGAUUCCUGGUGUCAGAGAAGUUCUGGAAAAGGGGCAAGGGGCCCAUAUUCUUCUACACGGGCAAUGAGGGGAAUGUGUGGUCCUUCGCCAACAACUCGGGGUUCAUCCUGGAGCUGGCGGCGCAGCAAGAGGCCCUGGUCAUCUUCGCAGAGCACCGCUACUACGGCAAGUCACUCCCAUUUGGGGAGCAGUCCACACGGCGCGGGUACACGGAGCUGCUGACAGUGGAACAGGCCCUGGCCGACUUCGCAGGGCUGCUCCACGCGCUGCGGCGGGACCUCGGGGCACAGGACAGCCCUGCCAUUGCCUUUGGUGGCAGCUACGGGGGGAUGCUGAGCGCCUACAUGAGGAUCAAGUACCCCCAUCUCGUGGCCGGGGCACUCGCAGCCAGUGCGCCUGUGGUGGCUGUGGCCGGCCUCGGUGACUCCUAUCAGUUCUUCCGGGAUGUCUCAGCGGACUUUGAGGGCCAGAGUCCCAAGUGUGCCCAGGGCGUGCGGGACGCAUUCCAGCAGAUCCAGGACUUGUGCUUUCAGGGAGCCUGUGACGUGGUCAGCCGGGAGUUUGGCACCUGCCAGUCCCUGUCCAGCCGGAAGGACCUGACCCAGCUCUUUGGGUUUGCCCGGAACGCCUUCACUGUGCUGGCCAUGAUGGACUACCCGUACCCCACCCACUUCAUCGCGCACCUUCCUGCCAACCCAGUCAAGGUCGGUUGUGACCGGCUGCUGAGUGAGAGCCAGAGCAUCAAGGGGCUAAGAGCACUGGCAGGUCUGGUGUACAACUCCUCGGGCACCGUGCCCUGCUAUGACAUCUACCUGCAGUACCAGGCCUGUGCAGACCCCACGGGCUGCGGCUCAGGCCCCAAUGCCAAGGCCUGGGAUUACCAGGCCUGCACCGAGAUCAACCUGACCUUUUCCAGCAACAAUGUGACAGACAUUUUCCCCGAGCUGCCGUUCACUGAGGCCCUCCGCCAGCAGUACUGCCUGGACACGUGGGGCGUGUGGCCUCGGAGGGACUGGCUGCAGACCAGCUUCGGGGGGGACGACCUCAGAGCUGCCAGCAACAUCCUCUUCUCCAACGGGGACCUGGACCCCUGGGCAGGGGGUGGGAUCCGGAGUAACCUGAGCGCGACGGUCCUUGCCAUUACCAUCCAGGGGGGAGCCCAUCACCUGGACCUCAGAGCAUCUCACCCAGAAGACCCCGCAUCCGUCAGGGAGGCUCGUAGGUUUGAGGCCAGGCUCAUCGGCGAGUGGGUGGAAGCAGCCAGACGUGAGCAGUGGCUGCGGCGGGGCCAGCGCAGAGGCCUCAGGGGCUGAGGGGCGCCCCCCCCCCACCGACAGCACUUGGGGAGCAUCUCAGAAGGUUCUGGGGGUGAGCGGCUGUGGCCAAGAGGGUUGAGGGAGCAGACGUGGUGAGUGCACUGUGCACAGCCAUACAUCUAAUAAAACAGAGCCUCCA